Molecule: messenger RNA, 297 nt
Organism: Trichobilharzia szidati
Lineage: Eukaryota; Metazoa; Platyhelminthes; Trematoda; Strigeidida; Schistosomatidae
Source: the annotation of a GenBank genome assembly
AUGCAACAUUUGUUAGAAGCCAAAAAGAGAAGAGAUGGAUCGAGUGGUCAACAGAAGUCAAGCUGGAUUGAAAAAGAAUUGACACGACAAAGUUGGAUGGGUUUUGUAGACUGCCUACUGAAGAUUAUUCACAGAUGGGAGGAGAAUUCAGUUGGACCAACAUGGAAACUGAAUCGAUCUGUUGUUGAUUGUCUGAGCCUGUAUUGUAAAAUAUUACCUAACACAACAAUACACUUAAUAGAUAACUGGAAUUUACAAUUAGGAUUAAUUGACAGAGACACUGAAAUCCACUCCUAA